Rattus rattus (black rat) is the source of this 8713-nucleotide messenger RNA. RefSeq names its product SET domain containing 1B, histone lysine methyltransferase (gene Setd1b). Gene Ontology annotation, cellular component: Set1C/COMPASS complex. The record is from RefSeq and is a predicted model, not a curated record. Lineage: Eukaryota; Metazoa; Chordata; Mammalia; Rodentia; Muridae. Gene Ontology annotation, molecular function: histone H3K4 methyltransferase activity; protein binding; RNA binding.
GGUCGGGCUCCUUAGCGGUGUAUUGUGGGAUGUGCGGCUACUGGGAGCCGAGCCUCCGCCGCCAGCCGCCUCCCGGGCAGCAGCAGCAGCAGCGGCGGCAACAGCGGCAGCAGCAGCAAGGGCAGCGGCAGCUCGGGGCCCGGCAGCCGCUAAGGCGGCGUCCCCCCCAUCCCGGCCCCCGGUCCGGCCGCCCCGGCCUCGGCUCCCGCGGGGGACACCAUGUACUGGCUGGCGGCGCAGGGAGGCCGGCGCCCGGCGGGGAUGUUGGGUUAACGGCAUGGAGAACAGUCACCCCCACCACCACCACCAGCAGCCCCCGCCGCAGCCCGGCCCUUCGGGCGAGAGGAGGAACCACCAUUGGAGAAGUUACAAGUUGAUGAUUGACCCGGCUCUGAAAAAGGGGCACCAUAAACUGUACCGCUACGAUGGGCAGCAUUUCAGCCUGGCGAUGUCCAGCAACCGCCCGGUGGAAAUCGUGGAAGAUCCCCGGGUGGUCGGCAUCUGGACCAAAAACAAGGAGCUGGAGCUGUCGGUGCCCAAAUUCAAGAUCGAUGAGUUCUACGUGGGCCCUGUGCCUCCCAAGCAGGUGACAUUUGCCAAGCUGAAUGACAACAUCCGUGAAAACUUCCUAAGGGACAUGUGCAAAAAGUAUGGGGAAGUUGAGGAGGUGGAGAUUUUGUAUAACCCGAAGACCAAGAAACACCUGGGCAUCGCCAAGGUAGUCUUUGCCACGGUCAGGGGCGCCAAGGAGGCAGUCCAACACUUGCAUAGCACUUCUGUCAUGGGUAACAUCAUCCACGUGGAGCUGGACACCAAAGGGGAAACUCGCAUGCGCUUCUAUGAACUGCUGGUCACCGGCCGGUACACCCCUCAGACCCUCCCAGUGGGUGAGCUGGAUGCUAUUUCUCCAAUUGUGAGCGAGACCCUGCAGCUCUCGGAUGCUCUGAAGCGGCUCAAGGAUGGUAACCUGUCCGCAGGCUGUGGCUCUGGCUCCUCCUCAGUCACCCCCAAUAGUGGCGGGACCCCCUUCUCCCAGGAUACAGCCUACUCCAGCUGCCGUCUGGACACACCCAACUCCUACGGACAAGGCACCCCGAUCACGCCCCGCCUGGGCACCCCUUUCUCCCAAGAUCCCAGCUAUUCCAGUCGCCAGCCCACACCCUCCUACCUCUUCAGCCAGGACCCCGCAGCAACCUUCAAGGCCAGGCGGCACGAGAGCAAGUUCACAGAUGCCUAUAACCGCCGUCACGAACACCAUUAUGUCCACAACUCCGCGGUGGCGGCUGCGGUGGCAGGAGCCACGGCUCCUUUCCGAGGCUCCUCAGACCUCUCUUUUGGGACAGUUGGCGGUGGCGGCGGCACUCCCUUCAAGACUCAAUCCCAGGAUUCCACCACAUAUGCCCAUACUCCACCUCCUGCCCAAACAGCCACUGCGUCCGGAUUCAAAUCAGCUUUUUCUCCGUACCAGACUCCAGCACCCCCAUUCCCGCCACCCCCCGAGGAGCCCACUGCCACAGCAGCCUUCGGGACCCACGACAGUGGGGAGUUCCGGAGGGCACCCGCGCCCCCACCCCUGCCACCCUCUGAGCCUCCAGCCAAGGAGAAGCCGGGCACACCUCCUGGUCCCCCACCCCCUGACAACAACAGCAUGGAGCUGGGUGGUAGGCCUACCUUUGGCUGGAGUCCUGAGCCCUGUGACAGCCCUGGCACUCCUACUCUGGAGUCUUCUCCAGCGGGACCAGAGAAGCCCCAUGACAGCCUGGACUCCCGCAUUGAGAUGCUGUUGAAGGAACAACGCACCAAGCUGCCCUUCCUGCGAGAGCAGGACUCAGACACUGAGAUCCAGAUGGAAGGCAGCCCCAUCUCCUCCUCCUCCUCCCAGCUCUCCCCACUCACCCACUUUGGCACUAACUCACAGCCUGGCUUCCGUGGUCCCUCGCCACCCUCCUCACGCCCCUCUAGCACGGGCCUAGAGGACAUCAGCCCUACACCACUGCCUGAUUCCGACGAGGAUGAUGACCUGGGCCUGGGCCUAGGGCCUCGGCCCCCACCUGAGCCAGGCCCCCCAGACCCUAUGGGUCUUCUAGGCCAGACAGCUGAGGUGAAUUUGGACCUGGCAGGAGACAGGACCCCGACCUCAGAGCGGAUGGAUGAGGGCCAGCAGUCCUCUGGAGAGGACAUGGAAAUCUCAGACGAUGAGAUGCCCUCAGCCCCCAUCACCAGCGCUGACUGCCCCAAGCCCAUGGUGGUGACCCCAGGGGCAGGGGCUGUGGCAGCCCCUAAUGUGCUUGCUCCAAACCUGCCCCCCCCCCCCCCUGGCUUCCCUCCGUUACCCCCACCACCUCCCCCACCCCCACCACAACCUGGCUUCCCCAUGCCCCCACCUUUGCCGCCACCACCACCACCACCACCACCAGCCCAUCCUGCAGUGACAGUGCCCCCACCACCCUUGCCAGCGCCCCCGGGUGUCCCACCCCCACCCAUCCUUCCACCACUGCCGCCCUUCCCGCCGGGACUGUUUCCUGUGAUGCAGGUGGACAUGAGCCAUGUGCUGGGUGGGCAGUGGGGCGGCAUGCCCAUGUCCUUCCAGAUGCAAACACAGAUGUUAAGCCGGCUCAUGACAGGCCAGGGUACUUGCCCCUACCCACCCUUCAUGGCCGCUGCCGCCGCUGCCGCUUCUGCUGGGCUACAGUUUGUCAACUUGCCCCCCUACCGGAGCCCGUUCUCCCUGAGCAACAGUGGCCCAGGACGUGGACAGCACUGGCCGCCCCUGCCCAAGUUUGACCCCUCCGUGCCACCACCAGGCUACGUACCGCGUCAGGAGGAUCCGCACAAGGCCACAGUGGACGGGGUCCUGCUAGUAGUGCUCAAGGAACUGAAGGCCAUCAUGAAGCGGGAUCUCAACCGCAAGAUGGUGGAGGUGGUGGCCUUCCGGGCCUUUGACGAAUGGUGGGACAAGAAGGAGCGGAUGGCCAAGGCCUCACUGACCCCCGUGAAGUCUGGUGAGCACAAGGAUGAGGAGAGGCCAAAGCCCAAAGACCGAAUCGCCUCCUGCCUGCUGGAAUCAUGGGGCAAGGGCGAGGGCCUGGGUUACGAGGGCCUAGGCCUGGGCAUUGGACUACGUGGCGCCAUUCGCCUGCCCUCCUUCAAGGUCAAGAGGAAGGAGCCACCGGACACAGCCUCUUCUGGCGACCAGAAGCGGCUGCGGCCUUCAACCUCUGUGGAUGAGGAAGAUGAAGAGUCGGAACGGGAGCGUGACCGGGACAUGGCUGAUGCCCCGUGCGAACUCGCCAAGCGGGACCCCAAAAGCGUGGGUGUGCGACGCCGGCCAGGACGGCCCCUGGAGCUGGACAGCGGUGGGGAGGAGGACGAGAAGGAGUCCUUGUCCGUGUCCUCAUCUUCCUCGGCAUCCUCAUCCUCGGGAUCUUCCACAACCUCACCCUCAUCCUCUGCCUCGGACAAGGAAGAGGAGGAACGAGAAAGCACUGAGGAGGAGGAAGAAGAGGACGAAGCAGAGGAAGAGGAGGAGGAUGAAGAGCGCCCCAGGAGCCACAUAUCCUCCCCCUCAUCCUCAUCCAGCUCUGAUAAGGAUGAUGAUGAUGAUGAUGAUGACAGUGAUGACCAGAUUGAUUCUGACAUCGACGAUCAGGGUACAGCCCUGUCGGUGGCCAGUGAGAAGGACAAUAUUGAUUCUGAGGAAGAGGAGAUAGAGAGAGUCACCACCUCCAAGGCCCCGGCUGUGUCAUCGUCGUCAUCGUCGUCGUCGUCCUCCAGUGAAAGUUCUGGAUCUUCUGAGUUCGAUUCCAGUUCUGAGUCCUCAUCCUCAGCUUCAUCCUCGGAGGAUGAAGAGGAGAUGACAGUACCUGGGGAAGAAGAGGAAGAGGAGGAGGAGGAGGAGAAAGAGACCGCAAUGGCUACAGCGACGGUAGUGGCGAUGGCCGAGGAGAGCAUGCCUCCAGUGGGCGGCCAGGACUUUGAGCAGGAUAGGGCAGAAGUGCCUCUGGGCCCAAGAGGCCCCUUGAGGGAGUCCUUGGGCACGGAAGAGGAAGUGGACAUUGAGGCCGAGGACGAAGUCCCCGAGAUGCAGGCUCCUGUGCCGGAAGAGUCUCCAUUGCCCAUGGGUGCUCAGGAACUGGAAGGGAGCCCCGAGCCCCCAGAAGAGCCAAGCCCAAACACACAAGGGGACAUGUUGCUCUCUCCAGAACUCCCUGCCAGGGAGACGGAAGCUCAACCCCCAUCACCCCCUGAACAUGGUCCAGAGUCAGACCUGGAAGUGGAGCCCGAGCCCCCUCCGAUGCUCUCCUUACCCUUGCAGCCACCAUUGCUACCCCCUCGACAUCCCCGGCCACCCAGCCCACCACCUGAGCCCGAGACCCCAGAGCCCCCCAAACCUCCUGUCCCCCUGGAGCCUCCCCAAGACCAGCCUCCACGUACCCCAGGCCUCUGUGGCAGUCUGGCCAAGUCACAGAGCACGGAGACAGUGCCGGCCACCCCGGGUGGGGAGCCUCCACUGUCAGGGGGCAGCAGUGGCCUGUCACUGAGCUCCCCGCAGGUGCCUGGCAGCCCGUUCUCAUACCCUUCCCCGUCCCCUGGCUUGAGCAGUGGAGGCCUUCCACGGACACCUGGUCGGGACUUCACCUUCACACCUACCUUCCCUGAGCCCAGUGGGCCCUUGCUUCUGCCUGUCUGCCCCCUCCCCACUGGUCGACGAGAUGAACGAGCUGGCCCCCUGGCCUCCCCAGUGCUCCUGGAAACUGGCCUGCCCCUCCCCCUUCCCCUGCCUCUGCCCUUCCCUCUGGCAUUGCCUGUCCCUGUCCUGAGGGCCCAGCCUAGGCCACCCCCCCAGCUUCCUCCCCUACUGCCCGCUACCCUAGCUCCCUGCCCAACCCCCAUCAAGAGGAAGCCAGGCCGGCCCCGGCGAUCCCCACCUUCUAUGCUGUCCUUGGAUGGGCCUUUGGUCCGGCCACCGCCAGGGCCUGCCCUUGGGAGGGACCUUCUGCUCCUGCCAGGCCAACCACAGGCCCCCAUUUUCCCCAGUGCACAUGACCCCCGGGCCGUGACCUUGGACUUCCGGAACACGGGGAUCCCAGCCCCCCCACCGCCCCUCCCACCCCAGCCUCCUCCACCCCCACCUCCACCACCUGUUGAGCCCACCAAGCUGCCCUUCAAGGAGCUGGACAACCAGUGGCCCUCUGAAGCUAUUCCCCCAGGACCUCGCCGAGAUGAGGUCACUGAAGAGUACAUGGACCUGGCCAAGGUGCGGGGACCAUGGCGACGGCCACCUAAGAAGCGCCACGAAGACCUGGUGGCCCCAUCAGCCUCACCCGAACCCUCACCACCCCAGCCUCUCUUCCGGCCCCGCUCAGAGUUUGAGGAGAUGACCAUCCUGUAUGACAUCUGGAAUGGUGGCAUUGAUGAGGAGGACAUCCGCUUCCUAUGCGUCACCUACGAGCGCCUGUUGCAGCAGGACAAUGGCAUGGACUGGCUGAAUGACACACUCUGGGUCUACCAUCCCUCCACCAGCCUCUCCUCAGCCAAGAAAAAGAAACGGGAGGACGGUAUCCGUGAGCACGUGACAGGCUGCGCCCGAAGCGAGGGCUUCUACACCAUCGACAAGAAAGACAAGCUGAGAUACCUCAAUAGCAGCCGUGCCAGCACAGACGAGCCCCCCAUGGAUACCCAGGGUAUGAGCAUCCCAGCACAGCCCCAUGCCUCUACCCGGGCAGGCUCAGAGCGGCGGUCUGAGCAGCGGCGCCUCCUGUCCUCCUUCACCGGCAGCUGUGACAGUGACCUGCUCAAGUUCAACCAGCUCAAGUUUCGGAAGAAAAAGCUCAAGUUCUGUAAGAGCCACAUUCAUGACUGGGGCCUGUUUGCCAUGGAGCCCAUCGCCGCCGAUGAGAUGGUCAUUGAGUACGUGGGUCAGAACAUCCGCCAGGUGAUUGCAGACAUGAGGGAGAAACGGUAUGAGGACGAAGGCAUCGGUAGCAGCUACAUGUUCAGGGUAGACCACGACACCAUCAUCGACGCCACCAAGUGCGGCAACUUUGCGCGGUUCAUUAAUCACAGCUGCAACCCCAACUGCUAUGCCAAGGUGAUCACGGUGGAGUCCCAGAAGAAAAUUGUCAUCUACUCCAAGCAGCACAUCAAUGUCAACGAGGAGAUCACAUAUGACUAUAAGUUCCCCAUUGAGGACGUCAAGAUACCCUGCCUCUGUGGCUCCGAGAACUGCCGGGGGACCCUCAACUAGUCCCUGGGUGCCAAAGGCCAAGGAUGUCAGCCGUAGCCCAGGAGGACCCUCGCCCUGGGUCAGGCUCCACCCCCCACCCAUUUCAGGUGCUGUCCUUUCCCCCAGCAGCCGCACUAGGGCCUGGCGCCCCCCAACACUAUCCCAGGACCCGCCCGCAGCCCCGGCCCCGCAGCGGGAAAGGGCUUCUCUCUCUCCACCCGCGUCUUUCUUUCCGUUUUAUAGAUGCUCUUUGCAGGCGUUGUGUCCUGGUGUAUUUGGCUUUCCAUUCCCUCGUCCAUCUUCCCUCCCUGUCUCCUGCCUCAGUUUCCUCCCGUGAAUGCUGCUCUGUGGUGUUGUCUCCUCUUUUAUUUUCUUCCUUGUCCGAAGAAAAGACAUUUUAACCGUUGAAAAUGUGAAGGCAGAAUCAGAGGAGGAGCCGCGUGGGGGCCCGGAGGCCUCAGUGGAACUGUGUGGGCCCAGGGUCCAGGCUGACCCUGGGCUAGGUGCUGCAGGAGGAGGGGGCUCCAGCGGCCUCGAUCUCAGAACACUACAUACCCGAAAGGCCCCUCCCCGCCUGUGGAUGCAGUGAUCAGACCCCACAGUUUCUCCUGGCCUGUUCCCCAGUCUGUCCUUCCCCUGUGGUUGAGGGCGCCCUUUACCUUUGGUAGACCGUGGGGGAGCCAAGCUGGUCCCAGACAGGAACUUCCUCUCUGGGUGUCCCUAGCUGCUCUACCACCCCCAAAUCCUUGGGUUCAAUGUUUACUUUCUCAUUCGGAUGCCAGCAAUGAUGGAGCCUCCCAGGGCGUCCCCAGUGCGGUGGGGGGCACUGGGAAGGGUGCGGUGGGGGCAGUGGGAAGGGUGUUUCCACCCUCUGCAGUUUUGACUCUGCCCGGGUGUAGAGGGUGCCAGGACCCUCAGGGCCCGCCCGGCCCCCCAGCCCUGCCAUUACGGGUUGUCUGACCGUACGCAUGUGACAUUUUUGUUGUUGAUAAGCUUCUCCCCGUUACCCCAACCCCCCCCACACACCCAUGUCACCCUGCUGGAGGCCCCCCCACCUAGGAGGCCAGAGCGUAUUUAUUUCCAUAGUGAGCAGGUUGUUUCUCUUAGGAAAAGGAAGAUAGACUUGGAAAUGAUUUUAAAAGUCAGAUCUACAUCUUGGACAGCUUACCCCACCGCCCAACCCCCCUCCCCAUCCUCUUCAGGGUUAAUUUCCAUGAAUUUUUUUUUUCUUGUGUGUAAAAUCAAACUGAAGGGAAGAAAAUUAUUAUUUUGGCGUUCAGAACCAAUCCCUGUAGAUAGACUGCCAUACAGACUCUUUCUUGGAACUUUGUUUCUUGUAGAAACAAGUGGGAAGACUUCCCCCCCCCCCUCAUUUCUUUGUACUUCAAAAAAGAAAAAAGAAAAAAAAAGAAAACCAACCAACAACAACAAAAAGACACACAAAAACAGCAAGUCUCAUCCCCCUCAGAAGGCAGAGCAGGCAUGUAAAUACUUCUGGACCGCGACUGUUGUGACCCAGAGCCCUCACCAUGAUGAAGUGCUCCGGGUGGGGCUGACCCCACCCGCGGACCAGGCGGCGGCAGCCUCUUGGUAUCUCAGCUUGUGUCAAGCUUCCUUAUGUAAAUUCUGUACAAAGAAUUGUUUUUUUUUCCUUUCUCUCUGUCUUGGUGGUUUUGUUGUGGUUUUUCUUUCUUUUCUUUUUUUUUUUUUUUUUUUUAAAUUCUCCACAGGCCCUCUGUGUUUGAGACUGUGCCCACCGGUCUGAAGGUCGAGAGGAACCUUGGCAUUAAGUCCCAAGGGGCACCUGGGCACGGCGCCGACCUUCUCUUCCAUUUGCAGUUCACUGCAUAAUUGUGCAAAUGAGAAAAAAAAAAGAUUUAUUUUUCACAAGAAAUGUGUAGCGUGUAGAGAUGGCUAAUUUGAGUUACUUCUGCAGCCGGUCCCUCUAGGGGGCUUAUCUUCAUCUUUGCUACUAACGUCCACCACCAAAGGAUGAAGAUGCCCGCAAGCCAAGGAGGAGCUGCCUGCUCCCUGGCAGUACCUCACUGAGCCCUGUCAUGGGAUCUGCACGCAUUAACCUUGGCUGACUUCAGGGUGAGGUGCGCUGCCCCCUCCCCAAACCUCUGGCUCUCCCCCCCUCCCCAAGGGUUUGCAAUAAUCCUGAUAUGUGGGCCCAUUUUUCUUUGAAAGCUUUUGUUAUCAUUGAAUAGAUCUCUGCUUUUGAAGGGUCAGGGGUUUCUGAUACUUUUUUUUUCCCCCUCCUCUCCCUGUCCCUGCAAAGAAGAGAACCAAUAAAUUUUAGGGUUGUCUGUGCCUGUAGACUCUGUCAUCCGUAUGUAACUUGUUUCUGAAGAGAAGUGUUUCCGUUGUGGGUGUGUCUCGCUGUAAAUACUUGUUCAUAUUUUUGUGAAUUCAAUACUAUGUACCAUUGUAUUAUAGUAACUUUUAUAAAGCAAACCAUAAAUAUACUGACUUUUCUUACAGCUA